AUGGCCCACCUAAUGUACAGCCAGCAUCAACUUGUGAACCAAAAGCCCGAAACAUUUAUGCUUUCAACAGAAGCUCAGCAAUCGCUACCUCAGGAAGUCCAGGUUGCUCUUCAACAAGUCGAUAACUUAAAAUACUUUCUCAUCUCUGCCCCAGUCGACUGGGCCCCGGAACAAUACAUUAGAAGAUUUUUAUUACCAACCGGCGAAUACGUAUCGUGUGUUCUAUGGAAUAACCUUUUCCAUAUUUCUGGCACAGACAUCGUAAGAUGCCUGUCUUUCCGCUUCCAGGCGUUCGGACGACCGGUGAAGAAUUCCAAGAAAUUUGAGGAGGGUAUAUUUUCCGACCUAAGAAAUCUGAAGUCUGGUACGGAUGCGUCGCUUGAGGAGCCCAAGAGCCCAUUUCUUGACUUUCUCUACAAGAACAACUGCAUUAGAACCCAGAAGAAGCAGAAGGUAUUCUACUGGUACAGCGUUCCCCAUGAUCGCCUUUUCCUGGACGCUCUGGAGCGUGACCUGAAGAGAGAGAAGAUGGGCCAAGAAGCGACAACCGUUGCUGUUAGCGAGCCGGCACUUUCUUUCGAAUUCGACUCAUCUCAGUCGCUAUUCGAGCAGCUCACCAAGGCGCAGCAGGCAAAUUCGUCAUCAUUUUCUGCACAUGCUUCUUACUCAUCCUCAACUUCACCCGUAAUGCGCGCGAUGGAUUCGAUGCCACCACCCCAAAUAAUUCCCCACUCCAUGCCCGUUGUGCCCGAAGAUAUGCACCCAAUGUCGUAUGCUCCGAUGCAGAUGACUCCUGCUCCAGUAAAACAGGAGCAAGAUUAUGGUAUGGCGCCAUACUACCCUGAGAGAAACGGCUUGCCGCUCUCAAGGCCGAUGCACCAACACCAGAGGACUAUCUCUAUGCCCAGCUAUCUCGAGUAUUCACCAGCUCCUUCUUUUGCGCCAUCUGAGGAUUACAGUGCACGAGGAAUUUCCUACGAGCCAGUAACCCCUCCUCAACAGAUGCUUCAGAUCUCUGAGCCCCACUACUUGGCAAAUGAUGGCUACGACACCAUGUCUGGUCAUGCUGGGCAUUCCAUUAGUAGCAUGAUCCUCCCGCUGCCACCUGUGAGCAACGCUCCUCCGUUCUCAUCAACCCCACGCGCAUACACCAACAAUGUCUACUCCGUCAUUGAAGGAUCUCCGACCUACAAACAGCGUCGUAGAAGAUCGUCAAUCACGCCUGGUAUCAGCGCUUUGGCCAAUGCCACUAACGCUGCCGCUGGCCAUGUUCGACGAACAAGCGAACAGCUUAGGCGCUCAACCACCGCGUCGGGCAUUGACCACAGCGACUCAGAGUCUCCCCCAAUCAACAUGGGGCACAUGCAGCCCCGCGAAAUUGUGGAUCUAUCGCGACAUGGAACACCACUAUCGCUGGUUGAAGACAAUAGCCCUGCACCACACCAGUCGAUGAUGCACCAUGAAGAGAGUUCAUUGCCCCCUAUGUCAAAUUGCGACCAGUCAGAUUAUGGUGUUGGAUCCGAGGUUAAGCGCCCGACCGCAAUUAGACGUGCCAAGAGCGCAACUGUCAUGGAAGUCAGCCCCUACCCACAGAAGUCACAUUCAUGCCCCAUCCCGUCUUGUGGGCGGCUAUUUAAGAGAUUAGAACAUCUAAAGAGACAUGUGCGCACCCAUACCCAAGAGCGACCGUAUAUUUGUAAUCACUGCAAUAAGGCCUUCUCUCGCUCUGAUAACCUUGCUCAACACAAGCGCACUCAUGAGCGUGAUGGCACUGCCGGCCCAAAUGAGAACUACAACAGCUACAGUGAGGAGGAUAACGAAGACGACCAGCUCCAGACAAUUGAAGAUGUCUCAGAAACAUCAGACCAUGGCGGUUAUCAUCAUCAGAUGCCCAUGAGUAUGCCCAGUAGCUUAAUGCACAGCGCCAUGAUGCAACAACUGAGCUAA
Messenger RNA from Morchella sextelata, 1947 nucleotides. RefSeq lists its product as uncharacterized. The transcript is spliced from 4 exons. Gene Ontology annotation, molecular function: DNA-binding transcription factor activity. The record is from RefSeq and is a predicted model, not a curated record. The coding region runs from base 1 to 1947 and encodes 648 amino acids. NCBI's taxonomy places the organism in Eukaryota, Fungi, Ascomycota, Pezizomycetes, Pezizales, Morchellaceae. Gene Ontology annotation, biological process: sexual reproduction; regulation of DNA-templated transcription. Gene Ontology annotation, cellular component: nucleus; Ste12p-Dig1p-Dig2p complex; Tec1p-Ste12p-Dig1p complex.